Molecule: messenger RNA, 3407 nt
Organism: Bursaphelenchus okinawaensis
Lineage: Eukaryota; Metazoa; Nematoda; Chromadorea; Rhabditida; Aphelenchoididae
Source: the annotation of a GenBank genome assembly
AUGCCACUAACACAUCGGAAGAGAAAUGGACUACCACCAAAACUACAUGAGUCGGUAGCUAGUGAAAUUACUAAAAAGAAGAGGAAGGCAAUUGAAAUAGCCAGAAAGUCCCGUGAAACAAUGAGAAUGAAGAAGAUGUCACAAAGAGCAAAGAUGAAGAACCUUAUCCUUCAUCGAAACCGAAGGAGAAGAUUCGACAAGCUGAAAGAGGUGUUUGAGUUCCCGGAACGAGCCACUAACGACUUUAUGUACGGUAAGUUAGUCGGUAACUUAUCGUUUUUUAUCUUUAGGCAUUUUUUUGAUUAAAAUAUUAAUUUUGAACCACCGUAAAAUACACUGGUAAUUUACUGGUCAUUAUUUACUAUAUAAUCUGUACUACUUCAGUUUCCGAUCACAGUGAACCAAAUAACGACGUUAUUUGGGUGAUAAAUCAAUUGAUAGAGGACACAAUAUCAUCUUUUGGAGACCGUGUUUACUACGAGCCUGCAGAAGCUUUAAGCGAUUAUGAUGAUGAUGUACAUGAGGAAACAGAAGAACCUAAUCAAGGGAAAGUUGAUGGGAUGGGAUCAUUACCGAAAGCAGUUAUGAACAGUUGGAAGAGCGAUGAUGGCGACAAAUACAAGAAAGAUAAACAACUAUACUCACUGUAUCAAAGAUUUCAGUUUCCGAAGAAGUCAUUUCCCAAUUUUAAGAGUGGUAAGAGUUAUCUUAAUAUUAAAUUAACUAAACUACUUUUUUGGUAUUUAGUACUGUAAAGUUUAAUUUAUGUAUCGACAGACUUAAAUUCCAAAUGUUGAUAUUGAACCCUUAAUUUUAAGCUUUUAUACUGCAUUUUUAGUGUGUGUAACAGGCAUAGAAAAUUCUGUUGUGGAUACAGUAGGAUUCCUUGUUGAUCAAGUCGUCGCCACAGUAGGGCCAACGUUGCCUCGUCGCAAGUUUGAAAGACGUGUUUUGGAUGAAAAAUGGGACAUCUUUGGUGAAAUGUAUCCAUCCUUGAAGAGAAGACAGGGUAAGAAAAACAACAAUGAAGUAAAAAAGGCACUAGCUGUUUCGAAUCCUUCAAAAUCGAUCCACCAACCAGGUGAAACCAGGAAUAAACGGAAAGGAGUUGGAUAUCUCAAUCUUGAUGAAGAGUACUUCAAGAACACGCCUUCUAGAGUCAUUCCCAAAGUUCGUGUGACAAAGAAAGUGGAGAAAGAAAACUCACCUCCUCCGUUGAAAAAGAAAAAGUAUGGUGCAUCAAAUGCUUUGAUUGAUCAAGAAUUUGCUUUUCCUGAAACAGUUAUUUUUCAUCCUGUUGACGAGACAUCUUAUUCUGUGCCUAGAAGAAGAGGUAGACCGAGAAAAUAUGGAGAUACAGAAGUCCCAACAAGCCAAAAGAAGUUUUCCCAGCUUUACAAAGAAAUUGGUAAAGCAUUACCAUCGAAAACGGCUUCUGAUGGUAAGAAUGCAGUAAACAAAGAAGCUCGAACUUCAGUCAACAGCAAGAAAACCAAGAAAGGUUCAAGUUUGAAUUCAAGUAGAAGAGACGAUGUACCGACUGUAAUAACUAUUGAAGAGGAUACAAAAACAAAAGAAAAGAAUGAAUCAUUGAAGAAGAUUAACGAUGAGCUACAAAAAGCAUACGACGAGACAAAACAAGCGUUGGAAAAAGCAAAUCAUGAUAAUGAACUACUGAAGAACACGAACAAAGGCCUGGAAACUAAGAUAAAGGCAUUGGAAAAGCAGAUUAAAGAUAUUAGACGAGAAGCUCUGAUAAAAACGAGAGUAAUGUUGUCAGAAGCUGAGCGAGGAUCUAAAACAGUUACCGACAGGACUGACGUUCAACACAGAAACCUGAAGAAAGUACAAUCAGAAGGUGCUGAGAACUUAAAGUUCAUUUUGGAGAGGGCUGAGGAGCUGGAGAAGAUUACUACAAAGCUUAGGGGCGGUAAGUUAGGGGGUGGAUCUUUGGUAUAUCUUAUAGAAUAGUAUUUGUGUUAACAAAGGGAUGGUUUAACGUUUAAAAUGUGUACUUUGCGAUUACUUUAUUUUCUGUUACACUGAGAGUUAAGAAAAACAUUAAUUAUCGAAAAUAUUAUUGUAGAAUACGUUCACUUGCGAUUCUUCCCACCGAAAAAAGAAGAAAAGAAGGAAGAUAAACCUGAUGAACAAGGUGAACCAGGCCCAAGCACUUCUGCAGCUUCAGAAGCGCCGGAAACGUCAACGGCUACAGCUCAAAUUAAGAAUCCUAUUUUGAAUCCAGAAGGCAUUUCUUUGCAAAAUGACGAGGCUCCACCAGCUACUGAUGAUCAACAGCCGUCGACUAGUGCACCUCAGAAGAAGCCUAGGAAGAAGAGAAAGCAACGGGACCCGAAUGAACCGGCUGGUAGGUUUUUAUUUGUUUUUGUGGAAAAAGUAGUUUUUAUUCAAGUAAUACACCUCUGGACACUUGGAAUUUAAAUUUUUUUUAAAACUCACUUUUAGCGUACAAACGAACCCUUCGCCCACCAACUCCACCUCGCUUGGCCAAACACAAUAAUCGACCACAGAAGAAGCGGAUACCUUUGUUGCCGACCGACGAAGGCAUUUCUCAGUUCAAUGUACCUCAAAUGACGUCUCUCAAGACUGGUAAUGUUGUGAAGAGUACCAAGGAUAAUGGUUUGAACACAUCAGCUACAGAUACUGGAAACGGAGAAGCUUCAGAAACUUUGAAUUCAACUUUGAAUGCGUCUGCAGUAUCAGAUGUUCCUGGAAUUUCGAAUGUAACUUCUGAUACACCCAUUAUAUUGGACGAGGGAUUAGCUAUACAAGCUUCUGGAACUUCCAAUGAUACUGUAACUUCUGGGGCUUUAAAUGUAGAUACGAUAACUACUGGUGUAAACAACGGAAGUACUAACGCCAGUGUAACUACUUUGACGAGUUCAGAAGCAGCUACAACGAAUAAAUCAACUUCUGUCAGUGUGUUCACAACAACUUCUACACCCUCUACAUCAACAUCAACAGUUGUCAUUGCUCCAAAGGCGGGUCCUUCUACUUCACAUGUGACUCCAAAGUCAACUUCAAAGACAAAGACUACAACAUCAACAACAAAGCAUUCAUCGUCAAAUACAAAGCCUUCUACCUCAACUCAAAGACCUUCAAUGUCCACAUCAAUGGCAUCAACUUCCAGAUCAUCGAUUUCAGUUUCAAGGUCUUCGACUUUGGCUUCAAGGCCGUCAACUUCAAGCAGUUCAAGGAAAAAGGACCCAGUUAUGGUGAAAACGUUCCCAAAGAAGAGGUAUCUUCAGAUGAAUUCUGGUGACAAGACUAGUUCACAGGCAGAGCUCCGGAACCAGAUCAGGAGGAUGUUCCCCAACUUCAGCGACGAAGACAUGGUCGAUCUCAUCGGCGAGAGUUUCCCUAACCUUUUCAACUUUGACUCCUAA